CAGGAGAACCAGUACUUGGCUUGAGCCACACCAGGUCAAACCCUCAACCAUCAGGUACAUCCACAGUGAUUUUCUUUCAGAAGUGAUAGUGCGAUUUCUAUACUAUGGAGGAAAGGAUGGCUGGUCGGAUUGUUUGGGCCUAUGGCGUGGUGAUAUGUGGCUACCAGCUAUUGUGUCCCGCUCAGCGCUUGUUAGCCGCUGCGAUGCCAACAGCUAUCACAGUGGAUAAUGAGACCCUAUACCACCAGGCUCCAGAGAAUGCUAGUCUGGCGACGGGAGCUAUCUCUGUGAAUAAUGAGACCGUAUACGACCAGACUCAAGGGAAUUCUAGUCUGAAUUUAGAAGCUAUCACUCCGAAUAAUGAGACCGUAUACGACGAAAUUCAGAGGAAUGCUAGUUUAGCGUCGGGAGUUAUCUGGCAGAUUACCGAAACCGCUGGAAACGAAAGCACCGAAGAUCCUGGUGGCAUCCUCUUCAGAGGCGGAUGGACUUCCAAGACCCAGAACUCAAACUUAUAUCUGGAGACUGAUGAGGGUUGGCUCAACAGUGGUAUUAUAUCCCAGGACGCCUCCAUACCUUACAGAGGCGCUGCUGUAUCUAACAGACUAGGGAACGGCACAGAGGAAUGGAAAGAUCUCUUGGUGAAACCUGAAGCUCACGCCCAAGGUAAGCGAGGUCGGGUGUCAAAGGUACUGUUCAACGAAAGGAGAGAUAUUCCGUUUCAGUUUCAUUGGCAAGUCAACCCCAAAAGAUUCUACAAUAGCUCCGAAGCUCCGUGACGUCAAUGGGAUCCUUGUUAUGCUCAUAAAAUAAUAUUUUAUUUAUUUUUAAUAUUUAGAAAAAGUUAUAUGAAAAAUUGGAACGAAUAAAGACUUUAUUUAUUUUAUCGAGUUUGUCAGUAUACGAAAAGAAAGCAUGUAUAUGUGUUUAAAAAAAAGAUAAAUAAAUAUUUUGUCAUUCAAUAAAAAAUAAUAAAUUUAUUUAAGCUAAGUAUUAUUUAUUACUGGAUCCAUUUUUAUUUAUUAAAUAUAAUUGUUAAAAAGUGGAUAUGUUAAACUACAUUUGGUGGAAAAAUAAAUAAUGAUUUAUAUUAUGCUUUUAUUUAAUGAUAUGUGAAAUAUGCAAGGUGUCCCGUACUGGUACUAGGAGGGAGGGGAUAAUCCGGUAAGUGGGC
Nezara viridula (southern green stink bug) is the source of this 1174-nucleotide messenger RNA. NCBI's taxonomy places the organism in Eukaryota, Metazoa, Arthropoda, Insecta, Hemiptera, Pentatomidae. The record is from the annotation of a GenBank genome assembly.